This is a messenger RNA of Malassezia globosa CBS 7966, 1518 nucleotides long. RefSeq lists its product as uncharacterized. Gene Ontology annotation, molecular function: sterol binding. The transcript has a single exon. Bases 1 to 1518 code for a protein of 505 amino acids. Lineage: Eukaryota; Fungi; Basidiomycota; Malasseziomycetes; Malasseziales; Malasseziaceae. The record is from RefSeq and is a predicted model, not a curated record. Gene Ontology annotation, biological process: exocytosis; ER to Golgi ceramide transport; endocytosis. Gene Ontology annotation, cellular component: cytosol; membrane; intracellular membrane-bounded organelle.
AUGUCUCUGCCGCAAACGCUGGUGCAGCAGCGGGCGGUGGCGCUGGGCACUUUGCUGGGAGUUGAUGCGGCCGCUGAAAGCAUGCCACACAGUGCAAGUGGAUCAGUAUUGUCGACAGAUGACGGUGACUUUGACUUUUUCGAUGCAGAUGAUAUGGUUGAUGGAGUGGAGUACGAGAUGAGUGGCGACGAUGACGAAGAUGACGACGAUGAAACAGAUGAGGCGAUGGUCGAUGUAGACAACAACGACGACAAAGAAAAUGAGGGUGCGCUAGCUAGUCAACGAGCCAUUGAGCGGCCACCUUUCUCUGUGCCAAUGACGACUCUGACCGGUCCGCGAAGCAACGUCACGUACCGGAAGACAUUGCCAGCUCCCGUAACAGGGGAGGAUGUAUCAUUGUUUUCGAUUCUGAAAAAGAAUGUUGGUAAAGACCUGACGGCUAUCUCGUUCCCCGUGACGUUCAAUGCACCCUUGUCAAUUCUCCAGGCGGUCGCUGAGGAGUAUGAAUACGCCCCGGCUAUUCUGGAGCGAGCGGCGAAAUCGGCGGACCCUAUCGAGCGGAUCUGUUUGGUCGGUGCUUUUGCUGUGAGUAGCUAUGCAUCCACGGCCCAGCGAUCGACCCGUAAGCCGUUCAACCCACUUCUGGGAGAGACGUUCGAGUGCGUACGUGCUGACCGCAAACUCAAUUUUAUUGCUGAAAAAGUGGUGCACCGGCCACCAGUUACAGCGUCGUAUGCAUACGGGGCAGGCUGGAGAACCACAGCUGCGGGCACAGUGAAGAAUAAGUUUUGGGGGAAGUCGCUAGAGCUCAUUGCUGAGGGUACCGAGGUUGUGGAACUGGACACAGGCGAUAAAUAUAACAUUGUGAAGCCAAGUUCGUUUAUGCGCAACUUGCUCGCCGGCACUAAGUACCUCGAGCACGUUGGUGAGAUGACGAUUACCAAUAUUAAAACGGAUGAGCAUCUGGUAAUUCAGUUCAAGGAAGGUUCUAUGUUUGGUGGCGCUGCCAACCGAAACCAUAUUGAGGGCACGGUAUAUGAUGCGAACCAAGCGAAGGUUGGAUUUAUAAAAGGACGGUGGGAUGAAAGCGUGGCCCGAAUCACAGUGAAAGGAAAGAGCGAGCCAUUGUGGGAAGCAGAAAAAAUGCCACACAAUGCGUCCGACUACUAUGGAUUCACAUACUUUGCCAUGUCGCUCAAUGAGAUUACAGAUGAUAUACGCCAUGUACUUCCACCUACAGACUCUCGAUUCCGACCUGACCAGCGCGCCUUAGAAGAUGGCGAUGCUGAUGCCGCAGAAGAACUGAAAUUAAAGUUGGAGAAUGAGCAACGCAUUCGUCGUAAAGUGUUGGAAGAGACUGGCGAAAAGCACCAACCGCAGUGGUUCCACCUGGGCGAGAACGGUGUCGAUUGGGAAUACGGCGGCCCGGAUGGACGCGACUACUUUGAGGAACGCGAUAAAAUUGAAAAGACGGGGGGCGAAUGGAGAAUCGCCAUGUCCGACAUAUUUAAUACAUAG